This is a messenger RNA of Perognathus longimembris pacificus (Pacific pocket mouse), 3420 nucleotides long. It is a transcript of the gene Arhgap27, whose product is annotated as Rho GTPase activating protein 27. Gene Ontology annotation, molecular function: protein binding. Bases 352 to 2991 code for a protein of 879 amino acids. Gene Ontology annotation, biological process: regulation of GTPase activity; signal transduction. Gene Ontology annotation, cellular component: cytoplasm. The transcript is spliced from 19 exons. Lineage: Eukaryota; Metazoa; Chordata; Mammalia; Rodentia; Heteromyidae. The record is from RefSeq and is a predicted model, not a curated record.
CUCGCAACCGCAGCCCAGCCCCAGCCCGGGAGGAAGUUCUGUGGAGCGCUCUCCGCCGGUGCCUCUCGGGUUGUAUUGUUGAACAGGAAACAGGGCAGCGCGGGAGUCUGGCGGUGGCGGAGGGAAGCACCGGACGCCGAGUCCACGCGCGCCAGGCCCGGACAAGUGGAAGCAAAGCCGGCGGGAAGACGCCCUAAGCCCCAGCUUGGCUUGGUGUCUCCAGCCUCGCCCUCGGAAGUCCCGCCCGGGGAGAUGGUAGGAGCCGAACUCGCAGCCCACCGCCGGCUCCGCCCAUCCAGCCCAUGGGCUCCCUGAGGCCCGCCCAGCCAACGGACGUCGGGGGGCCGCGCGAUGGCGGCGGACGUGGAGGGGGACGUGUACGUGCUGGUGGAGCACCCCUUCGAGUACACGAGCAAGGACGGGCGCCGCGUCGCCAUUCAGCCCAACGAGCGCUACCGGCUGCUGCGGCGCAGCACCGAGCACUGGUGGCACGUGCGGCGCGAGCCCGGCGGCCGCCCCUUCUACCUGCCCGCGCAGUACGUGCGGGAGCUGCCCGCGCUCGGAGACCCGGCCCCCGCCCCGCCGCCGCCGCCGCCCACGGCCCAGCCGCGCCCCGCCGUCCCGGAGCCCCUAGCCUACGACUACCGCUUCGUGAGCGCGCACGCGCUCCCCGGCCCCGAGGGCACCCCGGCGGACCCCCGAGGCCGAGCCAGCUCCCUGGGUGGCCCCGCGCGACACCGCGCCGCCGCCGCCGCCGCCGCCGACGCGCGCAGCAGCCCCGCCCCGGGCCAGCCCUCCUGCCUCUACGUCCGGCCCCGGGCUCCGGUGCGGCCCGCGCAGUCCCUGGAUGACCUGGCGCGCCCGGGCGCCGCGCCCCCCGCAGGCCUCCUUGGGAGCAGCGGUCACGCCAAGGCCUGCAGCGUGGCGGGAUCCUGGGUGUGCCCGAGACCCCUGGCGCGCAGCGACUCGGAGAACGUCUACGAGGCCAUCCUGGACGUGCGCGGCCCGGGCCCGCCGCGGGACGAGAGCCCAAAGCAGGUGGAUGACCCCCCGGAGCCCGUGUACGCGAACAUAGGGCGGCAGCCGCGGGCCCCUUCCCCGCGCGCGGCCGCGGCCCCUCGCCCCAGCUCUGCGUGGGAGACGCACACGGACGUGGACAGCGGGCGCCCCUACUACUACAACCCGGACACGGGCGUGACCACCUGGGAGUCGCCCUUCGAGACCGCGGAGGGCGCCGCCAGCCCGGCCACCUCCCCGGCCUCGGUGGGCAGCCAGGAGAGCCUGGAGGCCGAGUGGGGCCAGUACUGGGAUGAGGAGAGCCGCAGGGUGUUCUUCUACAACCCGCUGACGGGGGAGACGGCCUGGGAGGACGAUCCCGAGGACGAUCCCGAGGACCCCCCGGAGGAGCUGGAGAUGCAGCCCUGCUUGAGUCCCGGCGGCGCCCGGGACCAGCGGCCCCCCACCCCUGAGACAGACUACCCCGAGUUGUUAACCAGUUACCCCGAAGAGGACUAUUCCCCCGUGGGCUCCUUCAGUGAGCCCAGCCUCGCCUCUCCCUUGAAUGCACCUCCUGGCUGGUCCUGUCACAUAGGCCCCGACAAGCAGAUGUUGUACACUAACCACUUCACCCAGGAACAGUGGGUGAGGUUGGAGGACCAGCAUGGGAAGCCAUACUUCUACAAGCCGGAGGACUCCUCUGUGCAGUGGGAGCUGCCCCAGGUCCCUGUCCCUGCCCCUCGAAGCAUCUGCAAAUCUAGUCAAGACAGUGACACCCUAGCCCAGGCCAGCCCUCCAGAGGAGAAGAUCAAGACUCUGGACAAGGCAGGGGUGCUCCAUCGCACCAAGACAGUGGAUAAAGGGAAGCGGCUCAGGAAGAAGCACUGGAGUGCCUCGUGGACUGUGCUGGAGGGUGGUGUCUUGACCUUCUUCAAGGACUCAAAGACCUCAGCUGCAGGCGGCCUGAGGCAGCCCUCCAAGCUCUCCACCCCCGAGUACACAGUGGAGCUGAAGGGGGCCUCUCUCUCCUGGGCCCGCAAAGACAAAUCCAGCAAGAAGAAUGUGCUGGAGCUACGGAGCCGAGAUGGCUCGGAGUACCUGAUCCAGCAUGACUCAGAAGCCAUCAUCAGCACCUGGCACAAGGCCAUCAGCCAGGGCAUCGAGGAGCUGUCCGCAGACCUGGCCCUGGGUGAGGAGAGCGAGACGUGCAGCGCGGACUUCGGCUCCAGCGAGCGCCUGGGCAGCUGGCGAGAGGAGGACUCGCGGCCGAGCGCAGCCUCCCCCGCGCUGAGCCCCGCGGGCCUGGAGAGCGACCUGAGCCGGGUCCGGCACAAGCUCCGCAAGUUCCUCCAGAGGAGGCCCACCAUGCAGUCGCUGCGGGAGAAGGGCUACAUCAAAGACCAGGUGUUCGGCUGUGCGCUGGCCGCGCUGUGUGAGCGGGAGCGGAGCCCGGUACCGCGCUUCGUGCAGCAGUGCAUCCGCACCGUGGAGGCCCGGGGACUGGACAUUGACGGGCUGUACCGCAUCAGCGGAAACCUGGCCACGAUCCAGAAGCUGCGCUAUAAGGUGGACCACGAUGAGCGCCUGGACCUGGACGACGGGCGCUGGGAGGAUGUGCAUGUCAUCACCGGCGCCCUGAAGCUCUUCUUCCGGGAGCUCCCCGAGCCCCUCUUCCCCUUCUCCCACUUCGGCCAGUUCAUCGCGGCCAUCAAGUUGCAGGACCCGGCGCAGCGCAGCCGCUGUGUGCGCGACCUGGUGCGCACCCUGCCCGCCCCCAACCACGACACGCUGCGGCUUCUCUUCCAGCACCUGUGCAGGGUGAUCGAACACGGGGAGCAGAACCGCAUGUCGGUGCAGAGCGUGGCCAUUGUGUUCGGGCCCACGCUGCUGCGGCCCGAGACGGAGGAGGCCAGCAUGCCCAUGACCAUGGUGUUCCAGAACCAGGUGGUGGAGCUCAUCCUGCAGCAGUGCUCCGACAUCUUCCCGCCGCCCUGACCGCACGACGGGGCCCCUCGGGCAGGCGGGAGGGCAGGGCGACCCCUGGUGGGCAGUUCGUGAACUGUGAUUCAUUCCCCCCCCCCCACACACACACAUCCCCAAGGUGGGACUCCUUAGGUUCCGUGUUGUUUUUUUUUUACCAUAGCGCCAUCUACUGUGCAAGUGGGACGAUGCAAGAGGGCUGGGUUUUGUUUUGGUCUGUUUUUAUUUUGUUUUCUGGGGCAGCUGUUGGGAGGAGGAAUUCAAUGAGGGGCUUCUUGGCUUUCACCAAUCCAGACCCUCAUGAAGCAGCUAACAACAACAUGCCUGCUGCAGGCAGGACUUGACCCUGACCUCUGGCCCAGGAUGCUGCUGAACCUGCCUUCCUCCAGCCUCAGGAAAGGCAGAUGCGCCCAGGCCUCCUUCCCUAAGCCACUGGUUUGUCUG